Arachis ipaensis is the source of this 902-nucleotide messenger RNA. NCBI's taxonomy places the organism in Eukaryota, Viridiplantae, Streptophyta, Magnoliopsida, Fabales, Fabaceae. The record is from RefSeq and is a predicted model, not a curated record.
GUGUGCACUUCUUCAUUGCAACCCCUUCCUUUUAGUUACACAAAAGAAGCAACUAUUUGUUGCUUCAAUUGUUGACUUUAUUUAUUGAAUUUGAAAAGGGGGAGCAAUAAUUUUUGAAUAAUAAGGCAAUGGCAAAGACAUCCUUGGCUUUUGUAUUUGCCUUGUUGUUGGCUUUGCCAAUUCAUUCAGUUUUUGCUAAUGAAGUGAAUCCAUUGAACCUUUUUGAUGGUGUUGAAGCACCAGUGGAAGCCAAGACUUUUGAUUGGGUUCUAGAAGCCAAAAAUUUAGAGACCGAUAAAAAAAUUCCUACAAUAUUCGAUAAGAAAGUACAAGCACCAGCUGCAUCUCCAAGAAGAGUUCUUGUAGAAUCACCAAAAUUGGCUCCACAAAAAGCUUUUCUUGAUUUGGAAUCACUAAAAUUGGCUCUAAGAAGAAAUCUUGUGCAGUCACCAGAAUUGGCUCCACAAAGAGCUUUUCUUGAUCUGAAAUCACUAAAAUUGACUCUAAGAAGAAAUCUUGUACAGUCACCAGAAUUGGCUCCACAAAGAGCUUUCUUAGAUUUGGAAUCACUAAAAUUGGCUCUAAGAAGAACUCUUGCAGAAUCACCAAAAUUGGCUCCACAGAGUGCUUUCUUAGACGUAGAAUCACUAAAAUCAACUCUAAAAAGAGCUCUCGCAAAAUCACCAGAAUUGGCUCCAAGAAAAAUCCUCGUGGAAACACUGAAAUUGGCUCCAAGAAGUGCACCCGCACAAGCACCAACAUCUUCUCAAGAGAAAAAAUGUUUCUUUAUGAUAUGCAUAUAAACUAAGUUGAUAUCAUUUUUUUUAAUCGACUAAGUUUGUACACCAUAUUUCUUGUAUUCAAUUCAUUCAAAUUGAUGUUGGAAUAUUUUUGUGCGGAAA